GACCUCCAAAUGAUCGAUAGCGUAACACAGUCUAGUGCCCAUGUUGGUAUUAUAUGUGUCAUGAGCAACGCUCGUUACGUAGUGGUGUUGAAGGAAAAACGCGCGUGACCGCAAAAAAAUGUCAGUAGGUGAUUGUUACUCGCGUUGGUUAGAUCGUGGUACAUGUGAGGGUUACAUGACACAUUGCUGACUAAAUAUGGCUGAUGAAAGGAAGACGUCGCCAUCAGAAGACAGGCGGAAGAGAGCGCGGCAGAAUGGAGUCGUUCAACCGUUGCUCACAGACCUCUACCAGAUUACAAUGGCCUAUGCCUAUUGGAAGUCAGAAAAAAUCAACGACACAGCAGUAUUUGACUUAUACUUCCGAAAGAAUCCGUUUCAAGGAGAAUUUACCAUCUUUGCUGGCCUGGAGGAGUGCCUCAAAUUUCUUGAGAACUUUCAUUAUUCUGAUAGUGAUAUUGAGUACCUGAAGCAGACACUGCCCCAGACAAUUGAACCAGAGUUCUUUGUGUUCCUACGACAACUGACAGCGGAUAGUGUGAUAUUAUCUGCCAUUGAUGAAGGUUCUGUGGCAUUCCCAAGGAUCCCAUUGCUGCGUUUGGAAGGUCCAUUGAUAAAUGUCCAGCUUUUAGAGACAACUCUGCUCACACUUGUCAACUAUGCCAGUUUGAUGGCAACAAAUGCUGCCAGAUACCGAAUAGCUGCUGGAAAGCAUAUUUCACUGUUAGAAUUUGGUUUGAGGCGUGCACAGGGACCAGAUGGAGGCUUGUCAGCUUCUAAGUAUGCAUAUGUUGGUGGAUUUGAUGGAACAAGCAAUGUCUUGGCUGGGAAACUGUACAACAUCCCAGUGAAUGGGACACAUGCACACGCCUAUGUCACGUCUUUCUCUGACCUCAGAGAACUCAAGACCAAGGUGAUAGUGGUUCUCGCACAUCGUACCAGUGGUGUCCCUCAUGAUAUGCUGGACCUGUGUACCCACUGGCGUGAGGAGGUUGCAUCACUGUUGUCGCUGCCAGCCUCGGAAGCAUCAGACGGAGAGUUGGCAGCAUGGAUCUCAUUCGCCAUUGCGUUCCCUUCAGGCUUCAUGGCUCUAGUCGACACGUACGAUGUUAGGAGGUAUCCUAGGGCGGCGCCUGGCUUGAUUGCAUGCUGUUUGUCACUGCUAUGGGAACAUGUCACUCUGAGCACACUUUGCGGGAGUGGGCUUCUCAACUUCUGUGCUGUAGCCAUGGCCCUUAAUGACCUUGACUACAGGGCCCUUGGAAUUCGCAUUGACAGUGGUGAUCUUGCAUAUUUGUCUAAACUGGCACGAUCAACUUUUGAGAAAGUAGCACAUCAGUACAACAUACCUUGGUUUGCUAAGCUGAAAAUUGUGGCCUCAAAUGACAUCAAUGAAGACACCAUCCUAAGUCUCAAUGAACAGGGACACAAGAUUGACUGUUUUGGAAUCGGCACACAUCUUGUAACCUGCGAGAGGCAGCCAGCACUAGGUGGUGUGUACAAAAUGGUAGAGAUUAAUGGCUUACCUCGAAUCAAAUUGAGUCAAGAUGUGAUGAAAGUUACAAUGCCUGGAAAGAAGACUGCUUACCGUUUAUAUGGUGCUGAUGGACAUGCUCUGAUUGAUCUGUUGAUGCGAUCAGUAGAGCCAGCGCCACAGGUUGGACAGAGGGUCCUGUGCCGGCAUCCAUUCCAAGAAUCAAAACGAGCAUAUGUCAUUCCAACACGAGUAGAGCCACUUUAUAAGGUAUACUGGCAGAAUGGGAAGAUUACUUGUUGUCUGCCUGGUUUGCAAAAAAUUCGUGAGAAAGUUCAAACAUCAUUGGACAGUCUGCGCAAUGACCACAAGCGUAACCUAAAUCCAACACCAUAUAAGGUGUCGGUGAGUGACAAUCUCUACAACUUCAUCCAUGAGCUGUGGCUCCAGAAUGCACCCAUUGGGGAGCUGUCAUGAGGCAAGCUUUGUGCCACGACAAGACAUCACUUGGGGUGAAGCCAAGUUACAGGACUCACUGCGUGUUAAAGCAACUUAUGUGUGAAGAAAAGUCUCAAAAUCCAAAAUAACUUGGCCUAUAGAUUGAUGCUUCAGUGUUUCCAAGAUCACGUUACACCCAUUUGUUAUUUUAUAAACACUGUAUUUCUUUUAUUUAUGCGAAAGAAGGGAGUCAUAUGCAUGCGAAAGUUUCUUACUUAAUUUUAUAGACAAAUACUAUAAGUAAAUCACCAGUAAUGUAAUACAGAUUCUCUUAGGCUUUGUUACUGUUAUACAUAGUUGUGUUUUGCAUGGUUUUUUCACAGUGCCAGCAUUUUUGGUGGAGUGCAUGGAUGUGUUGAAUGAAGCAGUGCAUAAUUUUUGGCUCAAGAGCUGUCUACAUAAUUCACUUCGAGGAGUUGCUUCAGUUGAUGCUGUGUUUCACUAGUUAUUUUAAAGACUGCAUUGUGAAAAUGGUAUAUAUUAGAAGUCAAAUUGAGGCAGAUGCAGUGUGAACCAUGGUACCAAGUUUUGAUUCAUUUAGAUCAUAAAUCUGCUGUGAAAACAUACCACACUGUAUCUUAAAUAGCUGGGAAUAUUCUGCCUUAUAUUUGUAUGUGAUAGUUGUGAAGCCAUAUCAUACACAGUAAAACCUGUCUAAAAUAGAACCUGAUUUAAAUGUCUUACAUGUAAUUUCUGCAGUCCUAAGAAUAUACAAUGAAAACCAACAUCAAAUUGCCUUUAAGAAAUUGAAACAGCAAUGAAAUCCAAGAAUUUAACAGCAAAUGAUCUGCUUGAAUAUUUAUUGUUUUCAGUUUGUUUGAUAUUGUUUUCUGUGAUUCGUAUGUGAAGAAACAACAAAUAGUAUUGAACACUAUUAAGACUGACCUCUGAUAAAAUACAUGCCAGCUACAUUAACAGUAAUACUGGAAAUGUUUUAAAGGAAGGCCGGAUAACUGGAAACAAGUGUAAAUGUGCACUACUGAGUAAUAUUACAGUGUACAGAUGUAAAAAAAAGCUUAUGCUGCUGUUUGCAUCAUAGUCACAUGGGUUGUAUACUGUACAGUAAGUGUCUUUAAGUAGAAACCUGUCUGAAGUGGAAAAGAACUUGUAUGUCCCUUGGGAUUCUGUUAUAUGCAGGUUUUACUGUAUUUGCAAAUGAAAUGAGAAAAAAGUAUGUUGCUCCUACCUCUUGAUUAAAUAUGCCGACAAUGAACUUAUGUAUUUACACAUCAAAAGCACAAAUAGUAACAGUAGUUUUAAUGGGUAUAUAUACAGGGUUUUGUCACAGAAACCUGGGAUUGAUUUUAAUAAGGAAAUGAAACACAGUAUGAUAUUAAGUGACAGUUCACACUUGUUGACACAAGCUGUCAUUUGCCUGUUUUAUCAGAAGUGUAGAUUUCUGCACACAUGUUUACUGAAUCAUUAUUUUGUGAGAUUGCUGAUGUCAAGGAAGGCAUGUGCGCUUAAAAUUGAGUGUAGAACUUUGAUGGAAGUUUUCAAUAUUUGAAAAAUGUCUGAUUGAAAAUUUACUUGUGUUAAUGGGUAAAAUUUCAUGGAAGAAGAUGCAUGUCUAGUUUGACUCUUAUCUUCACAAACAGAGGGACUCAAUUCCUUGCAUGUGUGAUAUCAUCUAAAGCUCAGAAUUGCAGCAGACAUUGGGGUCUUGUGUCAACAUCCUAGGUGAUGUUUGAAUAGCAGUAGUGUUAGUUCAGUGUACCAUGGGCCAUGCUAGUAUGCCAACUUAUGUCUCAUUGAAAGAUUAUGUCUUCAAUCACAACAUUCCACCUGUUUACCAUGCACUGUUUGGCAGCAACAGAUCGUUUCUGUACUUCAAACUGAAAGGCAUCUCAGAAGUAAAGAGGCUUAAGGCUUUGCUAGAGAUCACAGAGUUUCACUCUGGAAGUGAGUGUGUACAGUUAGGAGGAAAUUACUUUGAUGUUUGAAAUCUGUUUGAUCAGAGCUCAUGGAUGUUCCUUUGAACCUUGAUAUUGACAUAUUGAAUCUUAUUGGUUUAAAAGAAACUAUGAGGAGGAAAGAAACAUCUUUUGAAAUUUAGGGGUUAAACUUUGUGCACUUUUAAUAUAUAGGUAGACUUUCAGUAAUGAAAUAAACAGCAAAUUUUAUACAAGUCAGUGGAUAUGAGCACUUGGAACUAUUCCUAAAUUCAUACUUCACUUCAUGGAAGUGAUGAAGUAUUCUAGAGCACAUCGUGAUUCAUGACUGAUAUGUGGACUUUCUACAAAUAACAUCACUAUCAAACAACGUAUAUCAUUGCAAGGUAUAGUCUUAAAGCUUCUAUUUUUGUAGUUGAUAUAAUUAAUUUGUAUACAAUACUUUCUUUUUAACUUGACUGUUUUAACUCUUUAAAGUCCAGUGGUGCCAUCUAAUUUAACAAUCUGCAGCUCUGCAUUUUGCUUGCAGAAUGUAUUUAUUGGUUUCAUAUGUUUCCCAAAGUAAACUGAUUAUUUUGCUAAACAACAUUAAGCAGUUGAUUGUGGUAAUGUGAUCAUAAUUUCACAAAAUUUGGCAUCAGUAAUGGCAGCAUAUUUUCUCUUUCAUAUUCAGUAUAAUUCUGUCAGUGUUUUUUUGACGUAAAUACGUCUAUAAGGAAGGGUCAUUCGGCAAAAAAGUGUAACAAUGGUUUAUCAACAAAUAAACAACAAUGGUUACCUAUGAAA
Messenger RNA from Zootermopsis nevadensis, 4647 nucleotides. The record is from RefSeq and is a predicted model, not a curated record. NCBI's taxonomy places the organism in Eukaryota, Metazoa, Arthropoda, Insecta, Blattodea, Termopsidae.